AUGUCAGAAGCUGAACAACCUCAAUCUACUUCUACUACUACAAAUACAUCCGCUGCUGCUCCUGCACCUAACAAUGACAAGUCAGCAACAGCAACAACACCAACGACAUCAACAACUUCAUCAUCAUCAUCAACAUCAACACUAUCAAUAGGAUGUAUUAAUAUAAUCAAUAAGAAGGCUAAUGCAAUUAGAAGACAGUUGGCAACGGUAACUCCUAUAACGGUGUGGUCGGCAUUGUCUUUGAAGCAUGAUAAUAUAGAUCAUCUGUUGGACGAUCAGUUGCUACAGGCCAUUCAAUCAUUGCACCCUGUCACCUUGGCUCAGGUUGGCAAGCGCACCUCCGACACUACCACUGCUUCACAACAAAAGGCAAUCGAUUCGACAACAUCACUUCAAGGCUCAUCAGCUACUAUAUCAUCGACGCUAACUGCUCACACAUCGGACGACACCCUUGAGACGGGCAAGGCAUCACGCAAGGCCAUUGCGGCAAACGUUGAUACACUGGUCAACACAUUACAAGGUCUACUGCCACUGUACACUGCUGGUGGCAACUCCAGUGCCAACCCGAUAUACCAACAGGGUCGUCGCAGGGGCAAGGGCAAGAACAGACGCGCGCGCUACGACCCCUCAGUGACCUACAAGGUGGGCAAGCACUUUGUGCUGGCCAACGUGCUGGUGGACCAGCUGCAAGUUCUACUCGACUACCUCUUUGUGUGCUCGCUGCACAUUGAGAAGCUGCGUGACUACUGGGAGAGCAAGAACAACAACCCUUCAUGGUAUAUCUUGGAGAAGUCGCCUCUGUUUUGGCUGCGCUACUGGAAUCAAGAGUUGGUGAAGCGCGCCAGGUUCGAGAAGACCCUUCAGCGACUGCACAAAGCAUCCAACUACACAUCCCCAUUCAUUACACUCAACAACAAACUCAAUCGUAUCAAGCGAAAGGUCAUCAGAUUGUUUAACAAUGCCACUGGUCUGGCCUCGGGCGAACAACAACAAGACGACGCCAACACCAGCGACAACAACAACAUCAGUGAUGACGAGGACAUCAGUCCAAACAUCAGUGACACCGAGUCAUCACCAAUCUCAUCCGAUGAUGAGGGCGGUGAGAAGCAGCAAGUGCCAGGCAGCAGCAACGCUAGAACAACAACAAAGGAGACUGAAGAGAUUCUGCACCCAACAAAGGAGUUGGAGCGACAUCUGUUGUUGCUAGAGAAGAUGCAGAAACUGGUGGCCACUGCCAUUGGCCGACUUACCUACUUCCUUGGCGACAUGCAGCAGUUUGAGACACUGGCCGAGUUCGCAGUCAUCAGCUCACAGGCACUAAUUCUCUUCCACGACACCAUGGUCAUGUUCUUUGCCAAUCUCGAUCAUGCCGAUGCGACAGGUGCUGACAGCAACAACGAAACAAUCAACUAUCAUAUCAAUCAGCUGGUGGAGAUGAGCAAGCUGAUACAACAGUUGCUGAGCAGUGAUGACGACUUUGACCUGUCGACGGCGGCGCCCUCGGGCAAAGCCCGAGUUGACGUGGAUGUCUUGGUACAACGCGACAUUGAGAAGUAUCAAGAGUCACUCUACUACAUGGCCACUGAGAAUAGCAAGAGAAUGAAACAGUUCAUUGUGUUUAUGGACAAGAAGAUCAAGGACGAACAGCCACCAAACGCCCUCGUCAGGAACUGGGCGCGUAUCACUAUUGGCGCAGUCGUGUUGACACUGGCCGUCAAGUAUUCCUACGACAACUUUGGCGAAUUUAAAGCAUCCGUGAUCGACUACUACAACGCCUGGCUGCGAUUCUCUAAGGAACACAUUGAACUGCCCCUGCGCAACAUCUGGAACGUCAUUCGCUAUGAUAAGAAGACGCUGAAUGUUUCGGAUCCCGUCUCAUUCCAGACAUCCCUCGAGUCUCUACAAAGAAUGGUUGUUGACUACAGCAAGAAAAAUUCAACAUUAUCAAAGGACGAGGUGCAACAUCUGGUUGAAAUGGUGGCGCGUGGCGAUAUCUCCUCUGUGAUGAAGCCCUAUGAAGCCAACAUUGAGGCGCCCCUUCGCAACCUGGUCUUUGGAGACCUGGUCCAACUUCUGCUCAUCCAAGUCCAAAAGGAGAAGGUGGAUGUGGACAAGGCAAUGCUGGCCAUCGACAAGCUGCUCCAAUCAAACGAACUCAACUUCCAGCUGAUGGCCGCCAUCCCAUCGGUGCUCAUUCUUGGUGGCUUGUUCUAUCAGAUCAACAAACUGAUCCGUGUCGACAACAAGUCUGCACGUGUACUUCGCGCACAGACCAACAUAUUGUCCACGCUGCGUGGCAUGCAUCGUCAGCUCACAUUGGGCAUGAACUAUGUGCUGCCAGGCUACUUGUCGCCCCUGGUCAUUGCAUCGCCGGCCACAUACUUCAAGACCUUCUAUCCAGGCCUGAUGACUACAUUGGCACUUGGAAUCAACGAAAAUGGACCAUUGGCAUCGGAGGAGGAGUUGAGACGCCAGUGCAUACCAUUUGAGCAGUAUGGCACACUGUUGCUCUCGGCCAACAAGCUAAAGCAACAUGUUCAGAACCUCAAGAGCAGCACAACCGAGAAUCAGUGGCUGUUGGAGGACCUUCAAGAUCUCGAAUCAGACAGUCUGAGCAACAAACAAAAGAUACUCAGCAUUCAGCGUAUGUUCAGCACCUACUCCUUCCUCAAAUAA
Molecule: messenger RNA, 2676 nt
Organism: Acytostelium subglobosum LB1
Lineage: Eukaryota; Evosea; Eumycetozoa; Acytosteliales; Acytosteliaceae
Exons: 1
Coding region: 1-2676 (891 amino acids)
Cellular component (GO): mitochondrial outer membrane
Source: RefSeq, a predicted model, not a curated record